GCGCAGAUUUACGGCAGCCAAUGGCGGCCGGGCCCGCGGGUGGUUCUGGAGUUUGAAUAGUUCCCAGGUCGGAUUUUUAGGUGGAUUUAUUUGCAGAGGAGAGCGCGGGAGCGGGCGAGAGAGUGUAAAGGAGAGGUCCGGGUGUCCGGAGCCUGCAUGCUGUGUGAGUAGCGGGGAAGGCGGCAGGAAUGGCGCUACACGGCAGCACUAUGGACGCUCUUCUCUCCUGGGUGAACAGCCUGAAGGUCGAUGAGCCCGUGGAGAGGUUAUCUCAGCUUCAGGAUCUCAGCAUUUUGAUUAAAGUUGUCUCUAAACUACAUGUAUAUUUACCAGGGAAAUAUAGAAACCGCAGCAAGAGUAAUGGAAAUGCAGAGGAAACCACCCGAGUUCUUCAGCAACCUCUAGAAGACAGACUUAAGUUUCUCUGCAACUUCUUACAAAGAUAUUGUCGGUAUGGCUCCUCUGCGGAGAACCUGGUUCAGUGGCAGAAGAUUCUUCACGGAGAGAAUGUGGAGGUGGAAAUUUCCAAGGUUAUUGUCCUACUUUUAUAUUAUUCCAACAUGAAAUCCAGAAAUCUCAAAGAGCUUGACGAUUUUGACCACAAGACUCAGACAGAGUUGGCCUCGAUCCUUAGAUUUGUUCUGGACAAUGAAGAAGAUCUGUCUCAGAAUGACAAGCUCAUCCACUUCUUGCAGAGGAAAGGUACGGCUGAAACCCGCACGCCGAACGCUCGCUUUCCGUCCUCCAGUGACCUUGCUUCUAGCUCCGAUGAAUCCAUGUCUCCUAACGUGCCCACAAAGAGGAGGACAGAGGUGCGCUUUCUGGAGCUGCAUCGUGUGGCUUCCUCGUCGGCCAUGAAAAGCUUAGCAGAUGCUCCCUCGUCCCCGAUGAUUGAAGUCUUGCACAUGCCUCAGUUCCAAAUGAGGCGUCUGAAGAAGCAGCUAACGGAGGAGAGAGAGUUCAGGGAUGAGCUGGAACUGGAGCUCUCCGAGAACAAGAAACGUCUCGCCGAGAAAGACGCACAGCUGUUCUUGAUGCAGCAGCGUAUUGAGCGUCUCGUGGUGCUGAAUGAGAAGCAGGCUGAGCAGCAGGAGCCCAAAGAGCUGGAGGAGCUGAGAGAGAAAAACGAGAGUCUGAUGAUACGACUUCGGGACACCCUCAAACAGUGCCAGGACAUGAAGACUGACAAAACGCAAUUAGAGAGGAAGAAUGACCAGCUGUCUGAGGAAAACGGGGACCUCUCCUACAAGGUGCGGGACUUGUCGAGUCGCCUGGUGCAGCUGCAGGAAGCGUUGAACGAAACAUCGGAGGAGCACGAACUGUCCCUGGCCGCCUGGCAGCAGAGACAGAGCCUGCUGGAAAACGAGCUCAACGUGGCCAUUAACGAAAAGAAAUACCUCGAGGAGCAGAUCUUAAUUCUUCAGGGCAAGAUUUCAAUGCUUGAAGAGCAGCUGAAGAAGCUUGGGGAGAGCCAUUCAUUGGAGAAAGGGGAGAGCAUGGGUGACAUCCUGAAGUUGGAAAGCCUUCAGCAGGAGGUAGUAACACUUACAGCAAAGUUAGUUGAACUCCAAGCUCAGAUCAGCCAGUUACAAGAGGAAAAGAGAGCAGCCACCGAGGAGUUCGAGUUCCAGAGAUCCCAAUUCGAAUCUGAGAAACUUCAGCUCCAAGAAAUCGUGACCAACCUGCAAACCUCGCUCUCUGAGAUCACUUUCCAGAAGGAGCGGCAAGAUCAGGAGGCCAGAGCUCAGGAGGAGAAGCUGAUGUGUCAGAUCACCACCCUGAAGCUGGAAAUCUCCAAGAUGAAAACGACCCUGAUGCAGAAAGAGGAGCAGCUUCUGGGGCUUCAUCGUGAAGUCGAACUCGAGAGACGGCAGAAAGGAGAGCUGAUGGAAACGCUAAAAAAGCAAGAGGAGUCCUCAAAACAAAGCAUGAAGGCUCUCGGCGACCAAGUGGACCAUCUUGGCAGCGUAUUAAAACAGUCUGAGGGCAAAGUGGUGGAGCUUACGCAAAGACUGGAGGCCGAAGCCCAGCAGAUGGCUCGUUUCCAAGAAGAAUGCAAGAAACAUGUAAACGAAAGAGACUCCACCUUAACUAUGUUCAACGAGUACAAGUCUGCUAAAGUGGAAGAGCUAGAGAGUUUAAACAACACGGUCCAUGCUUUAGAGCAAAAUCUCCAAACAAACGUGGCAACGAUCGAAGAGCUGAAGCGGGAGAAGACAGAGCUGUCUGUGAAAGUCCAAGAGCUCGAUGCGACCAUUCUGGAUCUGAUUGCGAAAUGUCAAAACCUAGACGCUGAGAACGAUACUCAGAGUAAGGCCCAUGCAAGUGCCUUAGAGGCUCUCAAGUCUCAACUCAUCGAGCAAGAGAGCCAGCUUAGGGUUUAUGAGCAGAAGGUGGCCUUGAUGGGGUCUGUGACCGAAGAGAACACCCUGCUUAAAGAGCAGCUGGCAUCUCUGGAAGACACGGUGAGAGUCUUAAAAGGCCAUUUAGAAAAUGAGAGAGCUAAAUAUGCCACCUCUGUGGAAAGAGAGGGAAAGACGACUUCUAAACUAGAAGAAGACCUUAAGAAACUCAGUGAGAGCAGAGAUCAAGCACUCGUAGAGCUCCAGGAGGAAAAAGCAAACGGCAGAAGACUAGAGUCUCGGCUCAGGGACUUGGAGGAGGAAUACCGGGUAGGGGUUGAAAGCUUUCAGGCCAAGCUCACGGAAACCACUGCAGGAAUAGAACAGCAGCAUGCAAAGCAAGAGGAGCUGGCGCUCGAAGUGAACAAAUGGAAGGGCAUUUAUGAAGAGACCAAACAGGGCAUUGCUCAAAGCUCCUGCAUGAUGGAGGAACAGAUUGAAACGGUGAAGAAAGACUACACUGAGGUUUCUCAGCAGCUAGAAAAGGAAAGGACUCGUGCGUCAGAGCUGGAAGCCCAGCUAGCGAAUGCCACCAGCGCUCAUUCGGAGGCCGUGUCCAAGCUGAAAACAGAACUGUCCGCUGCUCUUAAUUGCGUCAAAGAGAAAGAAGUCGAGGAACAGAAGCUGCUCCGUGCGAUUCAGUCUGCCGAGGAAAAGCUCAAGCUGUCCCAGCAAGAGGCGACGGAGAGGAUUUCACACAUGGAGUCAUCUUUAAGCAAUUCAGCGCAAGACCUGCAGAGGAUUUCACGUGAACUGUCGGAAGAGAAGAACAGGAAACUGGAGCUGGAGGCCAAAGUGAAGCAAUUGGAAGAUCAGAAAUCUGAAAAAACGGCAGCCCUAGAAUCUGAAAUGACGUCCGUACAGGCAGCCGUCAGAGAGCGGGAAAGUGAAGCCCGGAAGCUCUCCGAAGAGGUGAGUUUGUUGAAGAAACAGCUGGAGGAGUCUCGCCUUAAACACCAGGAGGAACUAAACGAGAGGAAUAAAGUAAUCAAGCAGCGGGAGGAGGAGAGGGAGAGAGCCGCGGGAGAUCUCGCCGCGGAGAAAGCUGCAAAAGCUGAAGUGGAGGCUCAGCUGCAGAAAUCUCUGGAUACUCACAAAAGCGAGUUCACCUCCCUGCAAAAUGAAUUGUCUCGUUCUCUUGACCUCAUUGCUGUGAAAGAGAGCGAGUUGGAGAGACUCGCAAAGGAAGUCUCUUUGAGGGAAGACCAACUACAGCAGCAGCAGCAAAAAGUGUCCGUACUCGCCAAUGAAGUUACUGCGUUGAAGGCAUUGGAAGUAAAAUCUUCCACGCAAGAAGAAGAAAUCAAACGGUACACGCAAAACGUUAAAUCCAUGGAGGUCGAGAUAACGGCUCUAAAGACGUCCAUUUGUGAAAAAGAGAGAGAAGUUGAGCGUUCGCAGAAUGAUCUCGCGGUCAAAGAGAGAGAGAACUCUUCCAUCAGAGAGCAGUACCAGACCGCGCUAGGUGAGGUGCAAGCUCUUCGGCCCAGCGUAGCAGAUCUUAUGAAGAAGUGCAGCGAACAGGAUGAAUUGAUAGUUCUCGCGCAUAAAGAAGCCGCCGACGCAAAGGCCCUGGCUUCAGAGAAGGCUUCGGUUUCAGAGCGGCAGAGAGAGGGCAUCGAGGGUUUGGAGGCAAAAAUCCAGCAAGAACAGCAGAAGACGCGCGAGCUGCUGAAGCAGCUUGAGGAUUCUAGAUCGUGCGAAACCGAGAGGGAGUCGUCUCUGGAGGCCUUGAAGAAAGAAUUGUUUCACAAAGUGCAGGAAUUGGAACAAAGUCAGAAAGCUCUGAACGAUUCUAGCCGGGAGCUGUCCUCGGCGCUGUCCGAAACUCAGCAGAAAGGUAAAUCUUUAACGGAAGCUGAAGAGCAAAUAGCCGUCUGUCGCGCGGAGAUCGAAAGGAAGACCGGAGAGAUGUCCGUCUUGCAAGCAGAAGUGAAGAGCUUAACGGAAAGACUAGCCUCGAACGAGAAGUCUUGCGUGGAGUUCAAAGACCAGCUUGCGAGCGAGAGAAAUAAAAGCGCGAUGUUGGAGGACGGUCUGAAGAAGCUCCAGGCACAGUUGGACGCCUCCUCUAAAGAACUGGCUGAGAAGCAAGGUGCUUUACAACGUGUGCAGUCUGAAGCGCUGAGCUUCAAGGAGACCGCUGAAAAGCAAAGCGUUUCUGUAGAGGAACUGCAAAAGAAACUGACUUCUCAGAACGAAGUGAAAGAGGGUCUUGAGAGCGAAAUUCGAGCUUGGAAGGAAAAAUUUGACCAGAGAGAAGAGCAGAUGUCUCGUCUCCAAAACCAGCUUAGCGGCUCCCAGAAUGUCCUGGAGGAGCUGGCCUCUCUUAAAAACAGUUACCAGGAGCUCAAAGCGCAGCGGCUUGUCAUGGAAGAGAAACACGGCGAAGAGCUUGAGGAACACCAGAAGAGGGCAGAGUGUUUACGGGCUGAGCUUGAAAAGGCUAAAGGAGAAAUCUCUGAGCUCAUGGAGCUGAAAGACACUUUGGGGCGGCGAGAGCUGCUAUUACAGACCCUGCAGGCGGAGAAGGCUGGCUAUCUGACGCAGAUCGCCGAGCUCCAGCAGGCAAACGGCGCUUUGUCCCAUCUCUCGGAUCAGGGGGCAAAGAAACUCGAAGCCGAGCUUUCCAAAAUCACAAACCAGCAUACCCAAGAGGUCCAGGCUCUGCGCCGGCAGUAUGAGAAAGCGAUCAGCGAAGGCAAAGAAGAAGCUCAAGAGCUCGGCCAGAAACUGCAAGCUGUGACCAGCAAGUAUGACCACGCGAAGACCAGAGUCCUGGAUGAAAGACAGAAGUUUCAAGAAGAGAAGCAGAAGUUACUGCUUCAGGUGGAACAGUUGGAGACGGCUAAGAAGGACCAAUCCGAGCAGGUACAGGAGUUGAGCCAAAAGCUGAAUCAGCAGGAGAAGACCAUAAGAACUCAGCAGCAGAAGCUCAAGCUAAGAGAAAGCGAAGUUCGUGAAGAGGUCGACGGGAAGCAGAAGAGGGUUGCAGAGCUGGAGACUCAGCUGGAGCAGCAGAUGCAAGCUGUGGAGCAUUAUAAAUCCCAGAUGGAGAAGGCCCGGGUUCACUACGAUGCCAAGAAAGCACAGAACCAAGAAUUGAGUGAUGAGCUUCAGAAAGUCCUCAGGGAGCAGGAACCGCUUCGGAAAGAGCAUGCGGAGCUCAAGACGGAGUGUGAGCGCCUCGGCAAGGAGCUGCAGCAUUCUCUGCUCCAGAACAAGGAGACGGAACAGAGCUGUAAGAACCUGACCGCUCAAGUGAGGACUUUGGAGGCCCAGGUGGAGUAUGCAGACAGGCAGCUUAGAGAGCUGGGCAAGUUCCAGGUAGCCACAGAUGCUAUGAAAAGCCGAGAAACCCUUUGCCCCUCGCGGGUAAUACGGCAAAGCCACGCGGAUGUCAGCAUAGACAGCCUGGACAUGAGUGAUGAGGAGGAGCAUCCAAUGAACUCCACAGGAAAGAAUGGUCGUUCCCACCAAGGACCCGCGGCAUCCUCGGGAAGUCUGGAAUCUCUGGCUUCCGGUCGCCUGCCACGGAAAGUGGAGUCUCUUGAGAGUCUUUACUUCACCCCGAUCCCUACUCGGGCUCAGUCUAAGCUAGACAGCAGCAUUGGCUCUAUUGGCGACUUGUCCUUGGAUUCCAGCAAGAAGACUCGAUCUGCUCGUCGACGUACCACCCAGAUCAUCAACAUAACCAUGACAAAGAAAACGAAAGAGGAACCAGAGAGCGCCAACACCUCUUUCUACAGCCUGCGCUCGGCUCUCUCUCAUCAGAGCCUGCAUCCGGAGAAGCUGCAGCGGAGCGGCCGGCCGCAGCCCGCGGUCUCUGCGCCGGCGCUCUCCAGCCUCCCGUCCCAGGAGUCACUGCUGCGGCCCGAACACACGUCCUCGGAUGAUAGCCUCAAUAACUCUGUGUUAAUGAACCUCCCGGGGUAUCGCCCGACGACGCGAAGCUCCACGCGGCUCUCUCAGGCCGGAGGACGGAACAGCUUCUACAUGGGUACGUGCCAGGAUGAGCCAGACCCCCAAGAAGACUGGAACCGGAUAGCAGAGCUGCAGUUAAGGAACCGGGCUUGUCCUCCGCACCUCAAGACCUCCUACCCGCUCGAGUCUCGGCCGUCGCUGCUUUCUGCCACAAUCACGGAUGACGAGGUGAAGAUGGGAGACCCGAAGGAGACUUUACGGCGGGCUACCCUGCUGCCGUCACAGAUCCAGGAGUCCACGACGCGCAGGAUGACCUUGGCUUCCUCGGGGAUCGACCAUUCGUGGGGAAGCAAUGUCCUCACUAGACAGCAGCAAAGAAAGAGAGUGUCCGAGGAAUCCCAUCAGGGGCCGGACACACCGGAGUCUAAAAAGUCCGCCAGCUGCUUUCCACGACCCAUGACCCCCAAGGACAAACAUGACGCACGGAAACUGUCCACGGCUGAAAGCAAAUCAAAUGUCAACCCGCAGCUGACGCAGUCCAGCCGGCGACAGACCAUGUCCUUUAAUAUUCUCAACACGCCGAAAAAGCUGGGAAGCAGCCUGCUAAGAAGGGGUCUUGGCAAGAAGACUCCAACACCCAAGAACAGUCCCCGCGCGCAGGGGGGCAGGGGGAACACCGGCAGCACUUCUACCAAAUCCCCUCUUCAUACUAUCCGCAAAUCGCCAAGCAGGAAGUCGCCCAGGGUCUCCAAAACAAAAUCCCCCCGCACGUCAAGCAAGUUUUUCGAACGCAAGCAGACCAGGAAUAAAUAACGGGGAUCCCGAUCCAUUUUUUUUUCCAUGUAUGGGACUGCUUUUUAUACCAGUUUAACAUGUUUGCUGCCACAGAGUUAACCAAGCUUAAAAAGCCAGAUGGUGGCAAAACCCGCAGAAAUUUUUGAAAACUUUGUAAAUUUUCCAAAUUUAAUUUCGUAUUAUUCU
Messenger RNA from Spea bombifrons (plains spadefoot toad), 7307 nucleotides. It is a transcript of the gene NUMA1, whose product is annotated as nuclear mitotic apparatus protein 1. Gene Ontology annotation, biological process: establishment of mitotic spindle orientation. Gene Ontology annotation, molecular function: microtubule binding. NCBI's taxonomy places the organism in Eukaryota, Metazoa, Chordata, Amphibia, Anura, Pelobatidae. Gene Ontology annotation, cellular component: spindle microtubule; centrosome; spindle pole. The coding region runs from base 189 to 7139 and encodes 2316 amino acids. The record is from RefSeq and is a predicted model, not a curated record. The transcript is spliced from 27 exons.